Dreissena polymorpha is the source of this 669-nucleotide messenger RNA. RefSeq lists its product as uncharacterized. The record is from RefSeq and is a predicted model, not a curated record. NCBI's taxonomy places the organism in Eukaryota, Metazoa, Mollusca, Bivalvia, Myida, Dreissenidae. The transcript has 2 exons. Bases 175 to 669 code for a protein of 164 amino acids.
AUACUAUUUGUAUGUUUUUCAGCGGCGUGGCAGGCGUUACGGCAAGUCUAUCCAAGGGCCACUCUGAAAGGGUGUGUCUUCCAUUGGAAUCAGCGCGUGUACCGGAAGGUGGAAGGUGGCCUCGCCACGGCAUAUGCGGUAAAGGGCGACAAGAUCCUCUUCUUGAGGAAACUUAUGUCCUUGCCGUAUUUGCCGUGUGAGCACAUCGUUCCCGCCUUCGAACAGCUGAAGCUGCAGGCUGAAGAGGUCGGAGGUCCUAUACUGAAUGUGGUGAUGUACAUGCAACGGACGUGGAUCCGAGGUUCAAUGUGGACACCAGACAAUUGGAGCGUGUAUCGCCAGACGGUACGAACGAACAACGACGUAGAAGGAUGGCAUCGCAGAAUCAACGGUCGAGCAGGGCGUCCCGACUUAGGGUUUUACGUGCUAGUCCCCCUGUUGCGCCGUGAGGCAGAAACAGCGGAUCUGACAAUCCGACUUGUGUCGGAGCACGCCCUGACUCGGGUACACCGGAAAAUCUUCAAAGAAGUGCACGGGCGACACUUCGAGAUCUGGGAGAAGUACGAAGACGAUGACAUGACAACAACUCAACUGCUGAGAGCGUGCAGCCAUAUCAUCGGGCUGGGACCGAGCACAACCCAGGAUGACAUCCACGAUGAGGACUUCUGA